AUGUUAUCGUGAAAACUGAAUGUUACUACACUGUAAUUUUUUUAGAAUCACGGUGGUGGCCCACUAGAGCUAUAUCUUCAGCAACAAUGCUUGCUUCUUCUUACUCGUUCUACUUCCCAACCGUGGAAGUUCAAUUUCAAAACAAAAAACUGAAAAAGAAAGAAGAAGAAGAAGAAGAAGGAAAAUGUUAGGGUUAGGUUGCUUAAACCUGAAUCGAUUAUCUCAUUUUCAUUCUCCACCUUCUCUUCAACCUUCACGUUCUGAUUUAUUGAAAGUUGCAACUCGAAGAUUCACUGCUUUAUCUGUUGCCAAAACUCAACAAUCUUCAUCAUCACCUUCAUUGAGUUCUAAGACUCAAUCAUCUCCUCCUACCUUAUCUAUUGACAUUGAUAAUCCUGCUAGUGUGAAAAGACAGUUAGCACAGCUGUUUGAUGUUUCUCUAAAGACAAUUGUGCCAGAUGAGGAAGAUGUUGUGCCCUUAGUUGAUGUUUGCACCGCCAAAACUGGCAGUGUAAAAUUCGGUGAUUAUCAAUGUAAUAAUGCAAUGGGUAUAUGGUCGAAGCUCAAAGGGAAGGAAACUGGAUUCAAAGGCCCCCCUGCUAUUGGACAGGCCAUCAUUAAGAAUCUUCCUCCAUCUGAAAUGAUAGAUUCAUGCUCUUUAGCUGGUCCGGGAUUUGUUAAUGUUGUCUUGUCAAAGCACUGGAUAGCUCAGAGCGUACAAAGGAUGCUAAAUGAUGGUAUUGAUACCUGGGCACCUCGACUUCCAAUCAGGAGGGCUAUGGUUGAUUUUUCCUCUCCUAAUAUAGCAAAGGAAAUGCAUGUUGGUCACCUUAGAUCUACCAUAAUUGGAGACACAUUAGCCCGCAUGCUUGAAUUUUCACGUGUGGAACUUGUUACCCGUCGGAAUCAUGUUGGUGACUGGGGAACACAGUUUGGGAUGCUGAUCGAAUACCUUUUUGAAAAAUUUCCAAACCAAGAAGAUGUUAGUGAAACAGCCAUCGGAGAUCUUCAGGCAUUCUAUAAGGCAUCUAAAGUGAGGUUUGAUGAUGAUCCCGAAUUUAAGCUGAGGGCACAACAGGCAGUGGUUCUGCUCCAGAGUGGGGAUACCAGGUAUCGCAAGGCAUGGCAACAAAUUUGUGAUAUUAGUAGGGCUGAGUUUGACAAGGUCUAUCAACGUCUUGGAGUUCAACUGGAGGAAAUGGGAGAGAGCUUCUAUAAUCCAUAUAUCCCCGGGGUUAUUGAGAAGCUGGAUAAAUUAGGAUUGGUGGAAGAUAGUGAUGGUGCUCGUGUGAUAUAUGUUGAGGGUGUAAAUAUACCAAUUAUUGCUGUGAAAAGAGAUGGUGGCUACAACUAUUUUUCAACCGAUCUCGCAUCGCUUUGGUAUCGUCUAAAUAAAGAAAAACUCGAGUGGAUUGUAUAUGUUACUGAUAUUGGGCAACAACAACACUUUGAUAUGCUAUAUAAGGCCUUUAGGCGUGCAGGUUGGCUUCCACGGAAUGAGAACGCGUAUCCAAAAUGUACCCAUAUAGGUUUUGGUCUUGUUCUUGGGAAUGACGGAAAACGAUUUAGGAGUCGGAGCAGUGAGGUUGUUCGUUUGGUUGAUUUGCUUGAUGAAGCUAAAAGGCGCUGUAAAACUGCCCUUCUUGAACGUGAUACAACUAAUGAUUGGUCUGAGGAGGAGAUUGAGAGAACAUCAGAGGCAAUUGGUUACGGGGCUGUUAAGUAUGCUGACUUGAAGAUCAACAGAUUAACGAAUUACAAGUUCGAUUUUGAUCAGAUGCUUAGUGAUAAGGGGAAUACAGCAGUUUAUUUGCUCUAUGCACAUGCUAGGAUUUGUUCUAUCAUCAGGAAAUCGGGUAAAGACAUUGAAGAAGUAAAGAAGAAUGGGGUUAUUGUUUUGGAUCAUGAAUCUGAGCGUUUAUUGGGGCUUCAUAUACUACAAUUUCCUGAGGUUUUUGAGGAGGCAUGCAGCAAUUUAUUGCCUAGUGUGUUGUGUGAUUACCUCUAUACCUUGGCAGAAAUCUUUACGAAAAAGUUCUAUUCUAAUUGUCAGGUUGUAGGAACACCUGAGGAAACUAGUAGACUUUUGCUAUGUGAAGCAACUGCAGUUGUGAUGAGAAAGUGCUUUUAUCUCCUUGGAAUUGAACCUGUUUACAAAUUAUAACCCAUCUGAAGGAGUUCAAAUAAUAUUUUUUUUUCAUAGGAUUAUUAUUAUUAUUAUUUUUAUAAAAAGCUUCCAAAAUGAAAUUUGUUUUGGCAAAUUAUCUCAUCCUUUUUGUUUAUUGUAUUUGCAUGAGAGGUGUAAGAGGGAAAGUUGUAAUUUUUUAUAGCAUUGUUACUGGAAACUGAUAAGGUUCUCAAAUUCAUUUCUUUUGUUACAAGAAUCCAUGUAUAUUCUGCUUAACUUGCGUUCCAAGUGAAAUGACAAGAUUUGGACGUUAUGUGGAUUCUAAUGGACUAGGCAAAAAUGAAAA
Molecule: messenger RNA, 2474 nt
Organism: Medicago truncatula (barrel medic)
Lineage: Eukaryota; Viridiplantae; Streptophyta; Magnoliopsida; Fabales; Fabaceae
Product: arginine--tRNA ligase, cytoplasmic
Exons: 18
Coding region: 185-2164 (659 amino acids)
Biological process (GO): arginyl-tRNA aminoacylation
Cellular component (GO): cytoplasm
Molecular function (GO): ATP binding; arginine-tRNA ligase activity
Source: RefSeq, a predicted model, not a curated record